Molecule: messenger RNA, 14415 nt
Organism: Cavia porcellus (domestic guinea pig)
Lineage: Eukaryota; Metazoa; Chordata; Mammalia; Rodentia; Caviidae
Product: TSC22 domain family protein 4-like
Exons: 3
Coding region: 13053-13316 (87 amino acids)
Biological process (GO): regulation of transcription by RNA polymerase II
Source: RefSeq, a predicted model, not a curated record
UUUUUUUUUUUUUUUUUUGGUAGUGGGGAUCGAACUCAUGACCUUGCACUUGCUAGGCAGGCGCUUAUGCCUUGAGCUAAAUGCCCAGCAAGAUGAUAGGCCUUAAUUUUGAACUGGUGCAUUUAAAACACCUGAAUUGAUUACUUAGAAAAUUCCUUUUGAACUCCAGUAUCAUAUAUUGAAGAUUUUUCUUUGGCAUUGUUCAGUUUGGGGUUCUAAGAUUUUGUGGUUGGUAGGAUCACUGGGGCUAGGGAUUAGGGACUGACUUAUUUUCCAGAUUUGAUGUGGAAACUACUGAUAAUCUUGUGCCUGCAGCUAACUGGUCUCAUUAAAAAGUGAAGCAAAGCUAAACAACAAAAGAAAUAAAUGUUAAGAGUUCCACAAAAUUAAAAACUUGCAUUUCAAAGAAUAUCAAGAAGAUGGAAAAAAAAAACCCACAGAGUGGGAGAAAUUUGUAAGUCAUACAACUGUUAAGAGUCUCAUUUAGAACUUACAAAGAUCUGUUAUAACUCAAUAGUAAAGAGACAAACCAAUUAAAAAGUGGGCAAAGGAUCAGAAUAAAGUUUCCCCAGGAAAAUACACAAAUGACCCAUAAGCAUGGGGUCACAUCAGGGAAAUGCAGAUGGGAACCGCAGUGGGGUACCACAUCCUGUACACUAUCGUGUAGCUAUAAGAAGAGGAAUAGGAAAAAGAGGAAAGCCACAGGUGUUGGUGAGAAAAUGAAACUAGAGCUGUGGUACAGAGCUAAUGGGAAUGUAAAAUGAUGCAGCUGCUCUGGAAAAAAUUCAACAGCACUGUCAUACGACUCAACAGUUCCUCUCCUAGGUUUAUACUCUGGAACUGAAAAAUGUGCACACAAAAACAUACACAAAUGUUCACAGCAGCAUUAUUUAUAAUUUUCCAAAAGUGAAAAUAACCCCAAAUGCCCAUUGGUGGUUAAAUAAAGAGAUUUGGGUAUCUCUGAUAUUGGCAUUUGGCUCUGCCAGGUUAGACCAUGUGACUGGGCCUACUUUGGGGCAGAAAAGUUGUGGAUUUUCAUACUUAGAGAAUGGGGCUCUGAAUUUAGCUCAGCGGAAUAAGCACCUGCCUUGCAUUUAGCUCAGCGGAAUAAGCACCUGCCUUGCAAGCACACAGUCUUGAGUUCGAUCCCCGGUACCAAAAAAAAAAAAAAAAUUGGAGAAGUUUUAAAGUUAAUGCAUGUACCCCCAGCUCCUGUGCUGAGAAUUGAACUCAGCCUCAGGAGUGUUAAGACAAUUCUCUAUUGCUGAGGCUGAACUCCAGCCCUAUUCUGAUUCCUUCUGAGCCUUUUUUUUUUAGUCAAAAUCUAAACUGUUUCUAGUGAUCCUAAGAAAAUAACCAAAGGAAUGACAGUUGACUUUUGGGAGUGACCUCAUGAUAGACUGUUUUAGUCCUCUGUGGCUUGAAGGGUUAAGCCAAGGGGAUGAAAACAAAAGAUAGGGAGUGUAAGGGAAGAAUGCUUUUCCGUUCUUGAUGUUUUCUUCCAUAUACAGAAAGAUUAUUCUCUGUGUGUCAAGAGAUUUGCAUAGAUUUACAUAUUAUCAAAUAUAGGGAAAAGGAAAUUAGGGUGCUUACUCCAUUUUCAUUUAGGGUUUGGGCUGCUUUCAGGAAGCGUUUGGUUCUGCUCUGCUGUGCAUUUCAAAUUUUUAUAGCUGUUUACCCUAUGUGAAGAUGUCUAGGCUGGUCCAGAAUGUCUGCAGUUUGAGGGAUGAGUAUGAGGCAUUGUGGAGUUGCAUACAAAGAAGUUAACGCAGACCCCCAUCAGUAAUCAAAGUGACCUCUGGCUACUAUUUGCCUUUUUUCUCAUUUGGUUUGGACCUCAGCUGUGGAAGAGGUGUGCUAAUUAUUGGAUGCCCUGAUUCCAUUAUUCUGGAGCGUGCUGUUCUAGUACAUCUUAUUUUCCCCUUGGCUCCUGUCACAUAAUUUCCACAGCUGUUGGAGCAUUUGAAUGAUUUAUCUGAAAUGCAGGGUCAGGUCAUGUAGCACUGGCUCUGAACCCUGCAGGAACUUACCUUCCAUGUAAAGGGCCUAAGGUCUCUAGCAGGACACUGAAGGGUACCUGUAGACCGUGGCAACCACAUCUUGGCCUUGCUUUAGUAAUAUAGGAUGUUCAGUGCUGGCUGUUUCCCUGCUUUGGUUUUACUGUUGGGCCUCGGUGGGAAUAGGUGUGUCUGAACUACUCUUGCUUUGGUUCACGUCUACUCAAGAGUAGCUGAAGUACCAGUUCCUCUUGGAAGUCCUUGAAGAUCUCCCACCUGUCUCUCCCUACUAAGCUUGUAGUCCCAAAGACUGCAAAGUCCAUUUUCAUUAUCUACUAUCUGUCUUGCACAGCUGUUGGCUUCUGCGGGAACAGUGUUGAGCAGUGUUUACCAUGCAAAAUACUGGUUUCUCAGGAAACAAACUUUGUAUGUUUUGGAUAGGAUUUUGCUUUGUCAUGUAGGCUGGCCUUGAAUGCCUUGACCAGUCUUGCCUCAUUCUUCUGAGGGCUGGGAUUAUAGGCAUGUGCAACCACACCUGCCUGAAACAAACGUUGGCUGUUGGAUCUGAGAUCAGAGUGUGGGCUGUCACUAACACUACCAGCUCCAUCAUAUGAAUAUCUUAAAGAGUCUGGGUAGCAUGGGCAGUCAGCUGAUCCACAGUACAGUCACGGAACUGUGAAGACGGGAGACAGAUGCUCUGGGAAUCCCAGCCUAGAAGACAGCAGCCCUCACCAGCCUCUCUCUAGUGAGUGGAGAUGCCCUUGAUCUCAGAUCAGUCUGCUGCCCACAUUCGUGCUCUAACUGCCCUUCACAAGGAGCAUGAGGUCAGUGGGCAUGAGUUGGAACAGGGAAUGAGGAAUCAGCUGUACUGUACCUUACCCAGGGGUGACCCUGGCUGAAGCUUGAUCUGUAGGGAUCUCAUUCUUGAGUCCAAGAAAAAUUAUGCAUGCACUCACUGGCCACUAGAGGGCACUAGAGCUAAGCUGCUAGUUGGCUAAGGCCACUACUGUACUUUUUAAUUUUUCUUGAAACCUUAGUGAAACUCAGGUUUCUUGUGGCCCAUACUGCUGUAUUUAUUAGUGAGUCACAGAACAAGGACAUAAAAAGGGAGAAGUCAUACUAUAUUUUAUACUUUUAAAAGGCUUUUCCUUUCGUCUUUCCCACAUGUGGUAUCUUUUCUACCAAAUAAAAUAUGCCUUCAGUGGACCCUAACCCUGUUCAAAACUUGUUUUGUGAUUUGGGACAGCUGACUUAACCUUGCUUUGUAUAUUGGGUUUUAAAGGUAAGAAAGAUUAUAAAUGGUGUAUUCAAUAUAAUUUUAUUUCUAUAGUCACUGCUCAGUAAAAGCUGUAGUCGUUACUAUCACCUAAAGUCUCUGAGCCAACCUGUUUUUAUGGUUUUCCAUUACAGCUGUUCCUUUUUUUUUUUUUUUUUCCUUUUUGAGACAAGAUCUCACUAUGCAGUACAGGCUGGUCUUGAGCUCAUUUUGGAGCCCCGGCUGGUUUUGAAUUUGCAACAGUCCUCCUACCUCAGCAUCCCAAGUGCCUGGAUUACAGGUGUGGACCACCACGCCUGACUGACAGUUCCUUUCUAGUUGCAACUGCCAAUAAUAUUUAUUUAUUUAUUUAGUCCAUAAUAUUUGCCCCAAGAAUGAAGGCCUGUAGUGAUUACAUAUGGGCUAGAUAGUAUUUGUUGAAUGAAGUGACAAAAGAGUGGGAAUCUUUUAUUUUUUAAGACAAAAUGGGCUUUAUGAAUUGGGAAAGAAUUGAAUUUAUAAAGCAGAUAAUUAAGAUAGUAUGAGCAGUAAAGUAAAGCAGGAAGAUUUUAAGAUGUGUUCACAAUAAUUCUCAGGAUUAUCAUAAUUCAUUAAUACAAAGCUUCAAAGGUCAUUCAUUGAACAUCUGCUUUGUGCCUUCCUCCAGAAGCUCACUGCUGGCCAGGGAGACAGCACUGUCCCCAUUUGUGAUACAAUGUGAUGACUACAUUGGGUUCUUUCUCCUUCUUUUCUCUCUUUUGAGAUGGUGGGGUGAUGAGGCAUUUAAGCCUUCACACUGUACUAUAACCCCAGCCCUUUUUAUCUUGUUUAAAAUUUUGAGACAAAGUCUUAGUUGCCCAUCCCAGUCUUGAGUUUCAUGAUCCUCCUUACUCAGUCACCUGAGUAGCUGGAAUUACAGGCAUGCACCACAGCACCCAGCUUACAUUAGCUUUUUGAGUAUGUAAAGAUACUUGGAUCCUGCUUAUGGGAAUAGACAACAGAGAAGGCAUCUGGGCUAGCUUUUCUGUUUGCCUCUCACCUCCAUCUUCCCAGGGUCCAUUCUCUGCCCACAUCAACUAUUCUGUGUUCCAGGAUGCUGAAUCCUGCCUGCAAUGUGGCUUGUGCUCAGUAGAAUUUUUCCAAAGGGAGACAGCCACAGGAGAUGGGCGUGGAAGGAGUCUGCCAUCCCUUUCCUGUCUCCUCUCCUUCCUUGCUUCACCUCACAGUGCAGUGGUUCUCCAGGACACAGCUCAGGUGAUCUCAAAGGGCCCCGUGUAACACUAGUGUGACAGCGUUAAGAGGUGGGACCCUUCUGUGGCACAUCCCUCAUGAGUAGACCAGUGCCCUUUGUAUCGCCUCAUGGUUGUGGAAAUGAGUUUGUGAGAAAUGGAGAACUUUUCCCCUUGCUCGUGUGCCUUUCAUUGAAGCGUCUACAUUUGUGAAAUGCUUCUGAUGUACUGUCCUCUGUGACUAGCAGUUUUGUAGGUAAUCUUUUAAAACAGUGAUGUUUACUGUUUCUUGCUCUCUUCCCUCUUCCUCUUCAGUUUCAAUGCGAGAAAACUUAGAAACUGUCAGGGUGAAUCAUGGCUGGCUGUAGAAGUCUUAUUGUAUACAAACAGACGAGCUCAGGCACGUCUUUCAUCCUUUUUGGGUCUCGCUUUCCUCAUCUUUUUGUUUUUAUUUCAAAGUGAGGCAAACAACAGUAAAUUAAAACAAAACCAAACCAUAAUAGGACAGUACAAAAACCACAAUUAUCACUAUAUUGCAUAAUCUUAUCCUCUAAUUAGUUGCUCAAGCUACUGGCCCCAGGCGUGCAAAGUCAGUUAAACAAUUUUAAUGUCAGGUUGCUGCCUUAGGUGAGUUGGUAUCAUCUAGGCCUGUUUUGUGUCCGGCAGCGGGAGUCAGGAGGCAGAGGUGGCUUCCUUGCUGGUCCUCCCUAGCCAAUAGGGCUUCCAGCAGCACACGGAUAGGCUGCAGGGCUUCCUUGCUGCUUCUCCCUAGCUGACAGGACCCCCUCUGAUACCCAGGGAGGCUGCAUGGCUUUCCUGAUGCAUCUUUCUGGCUGACAGGGCCUUUGCUAGCACACAGGAGGCUGCGUGGCUUUCUUGCUGCUUCUCCCAGGCGAUAGGGCCUCUGUUGGCACACAGGGAGACUGUGUGGCUUCCUUGCUGCUGCUUCCCCACUGGAAGGCCUCUGCAGGGGUUGUUGAGACUGCAUUCUUUUCUCGCUGUUUCUCUGUGGCAAGCAGGAGCUCUAGCAAUGCAUGGUGGGUGGGGCUGCAUGGCUUCUUUGCUUUUUCUCUACUGCCGGUAGGGCCUCUGCGGGCACACGGGAUGCAGGGACUGUGUUUCUUCCUUACUGUUUCUCCCCAUCCAGCAGGAACGCUGCCCCUGGUUUUCUUUUCUUUUCUUUCUUUUUUGGAUUCCUGAAUUAUCUUUCUCCAUGGGCUUCAAGUCUCAGUUCAGAUCCGUCCUGUGUCCACAGGACCCACCUUUUUCUUCCUUCCCUUCUUCAUGUUGCUAGAUUCCAGGGUCUGGACACUGAAUUUGGAAAGAUUCUUUUUCUGCUGUUCACUGCUCGCCCAUUUUCUUGUAAGUUCUUUGCCUUCUUCACCUUUUAAACCAAGGCAAGAACGCCUGCCUUUCCUGCUUCCUGCAGUUAUUCUAGGGGUGCCGGGGUCUCAUAAAUGUGAAAUGCUUUAUUUAACCUGAGUAACUUUCCAUACUGAUGUGCAGGCUAGUGUUGCAUCCCUAUUUCUUAAUCUCCAAACACCAGCUGUGAACAUCCUGGGUGACCUUUUUUUUUUUUUUUUUUUUUUUUUGAUACUGGGGAUCAAACUCAUGACCUUGUACUUGCCAGGCAGGUUCUUGUGCCACUGAGCUAAAUCCCCAGCCUGACUUUUAACUUUUUACCAUACUACCUUCCAGAAACAACUGUGGCAGCCUACAAGGAUGCCUACAAAUGAUUGGUCAUAUUUCCUAGAGAUAAGAAGAUCGUGAGCAUAGGUUGUGAUGAGCAUAGGUUGUGAUGUAUGGCUUUCCUUUGUAGGAAGGACUCUAUGUCCUUUAACUACUUUCUAUAGUCUCUUAGUUGCUGCAUCUUGGGCUAUAGGAUCAUUGACUUCCUCAUAGCAGCCCUGUUGCUUGUCAGUGGUUCUAACGAGCUUCAUGGUCAAUGUUUCAUGAAUGUGGUGAGAGAUGGAAAGGACUUUGUUUUUCUCUAGAGUUGCUAAGAGCAUCUCUUGAUAACUACAGCUGCAAGUGUGCCACCUAGUGGAGAAAGUGAAGUUUGUCAAGAGGCAGCCUGUGCCAGCCAGAGGGCAAGAAAUUUCUGGGAAGGAAGUGAAUGUUCAGCAGACCAAUUUGGCUGAGCUUUUUUCCUAAAUCCAGAUUGGGUGUGCUCAUCACCACGGUGGGGAUUGUGGGAAUUUAGUAGUAAGAUUCCCAUUGUGAAGGGACCACAAAUGAACUGCUAAUAGACAUCUCUUUUUGUUAUUCACCUGGCCUCUAUCCUGAAAUCUGAGGGGGGAUCUGGCUUCGUACUGUCUCUGUGGCUGGUGUGGAGGAUGACACAAGCUUAUACUGGAUCUGUGGCUUUCAGAGCCCAGGAUCCAGAGAGUACUGCAGUGGAAGGAGCUUACAACAGCUCUAAGCCCAAUUGCAUACUUUAUGUGUGAGGAGACUUAGGCCAGUGUUAUGGCUUUGUAUCUAAGUGUCCUUGGAAAGCCUCAUGCAGUCAUAGGUGGGGCUUUUCGGAGUGGCUGGACCCAGAGUGUGAUGCUGGGAUUGAUUCAUGGUGCAAUGUUAGGGUUAAGGGCGCCCAGCCUGGAUGUGAGUGCCACCUGCACUAAGGGUGGCAGUUGGAUAGAAAAUAAGGGCUAGAAAGAGGGCAGCCAUUGUUGCUUGCUGUUGAUUUGUUCCUUUGCUCCCACCAUGAACUGUUUCUUCUCUACAAUGCCCCUCUGCAUCGCCACCUUGCCUUGGAGGCAGCCAUGUAUGCACUGAAACCUUUACAGAGUGUAAGUUAAGUAAAUCUUUUCUCCUUUAACUUUGAGUGUUGAAUAUUUUGUCUUAGCAGUGACAGCCAGAGGAGGGGCCCAAGUCCCUCAUGCUGGGGCCAAUGGAACCUGGUUUGAGCUGUUACUCAGCCACUCAGCCUGCUUGACUGCAUGGUGAUUGUUGGGUUGCCUGGAGGAGAUUACCCUCCCUGUCAGCAGCUACUCAAAACUUACCUUGGAGCAGUGGUGUUUCUCCAUUCUGUCCUAAGGAUACUCACAGAGCCUGCAGGUCCAGCCUCCUGGUACCUUGAGAAAAGCUGACAGUCAGACAUGAAAACCAAAUAGCAUGGGAGGUUCAGGAUGAGGGAUUUAGCUGGAACAGAAGCCUGGAAGGAAGAAGCCCCUGAAAGGAGUGUAAAGGCCGCGUGUGUGUAUCCACCUUCUAAUACUUGCUGUCAUUUCUCAGGGGUGUGUCUUUAGAGAAAUUGUUUAAUAAGCCUUAGUACCUUCUUCUGUAAAAUGGGAAUGAUAACAGGUGUGUCAUGGUUACACGAGAAUGGUGUGUGAUCGUGUGUAGGAGUUUAUCUCAUGAAUUCUCCCACUGGCAGCCAGGGAUGACAUAAAACACAGAGAUCAUGAAUACCACAGGCAAGUGCGGUGGAUACUUCCACAGGUGACAGUUUCCUUGCCCCUCCCUGGCAACAGCUGUGGGUCUGGGGGACCUCACAUCUUUCUCCCUUUGCAGAGCUCCUUUAAGUUCCCUCUAGUUGUGCAGGUUAAAGACACACUGCCAUUGAAUUACACUCCCCUUUGCUAUGUUAUUUUGAAGCAAAUCUCUCAAUGUCAUGGUAUUUCUAAAUGCAUUUCUUAUAAUGAGUAUGUUUUCCUAUAGUAAAAUCACAUCUAAUCAAUUUAGACAUAAUUCAUUAACGUUUAUUUAGUACUCAGUCUGUAUUCAGAUGCACGCAGUUGUCUUGAAACUUUACAGAGAAUUGACUGAAUCAGGUCCAUUUAUUCAUUACAUUUGGUUGUUUGGUCAACAAACUUUUGAGCAGAGCUGCUGCAGCUGUGGGACAGGGUUAUUGUAAUUCUGCUGCUCACUUUUAGAGAGCUGCCAUGCUGGAGAGGGAAAGCUCAGUGGGACUAGAGAUUAUGAGCCGGAUUUUCAGGUCCACAGGUUCCUGGUUUAUUUAAAGUUAUGUGAUUCUUUCAUUUUCUGUGUUUGAAAUUAUUUGGAGUGGAUCAUUGAUCAUUGAAAGUGAACAAUGCAAGGAGUGAAACAGCUCUUGGCUUGAUAUGCUUAGCACGCAGGUUUGAAACUUCAUUUGAAACUCAUCCAUGUUCUUCCAUGUUGUGUAUAUUGAGCAUCGUUUAUAUGCCACAACUGUGCUAGAGACGAGACAAAAGUCAGAAAACAGCAAGAGAGGUCUUAGGUCCAUGGAGGACACAGGUGUGACCUUCUGGCUGUGGAUGCUCUACAGAGGAGUGCAGAGAGUGCUCUGGGCACACAAAAGGAAAAGGAGGUUUUGGCUCCCCUGGAUGUUCAGGGAAGGCCUUCCUAAAGGAGAAAUCACUGAACUGAGCAUUGAAUAACUUUUCAUCAUUGCUGGUAGAGGCAAAAAGUUAUUCUCAGCACUAAAACUUCCUAAAAUGCAGCUACACUCUCAAGUGACAGUGUCUUACAACUCACAUAAUGGAUAUUUUCUUUAAUUUUCUUCAAUAAACACCAAAUUGUUACAGUCAUAAGUUGUCUUUGAUGAAUUCUUUGAACAGGAAAAGAGCUUGUCACUGUGAUGCAUAUUGUAAAAAACAACACUCAAAUGGUGAGCACUCUGUCCUUCUGCUUUGCUACCCCAUAAAACUUCCCUCUAUGAGCCUUGGGAGCCUCCUGACCUCUUUGGAUAUGAUCCCAGUUGGAACUGCUGGUGUAAUAGGCUAAUUCUUGCUUUUAAACCUGCAGCUGUGGGAAAGGGUUAUUGAAGUUCUGCUGUUCACUUUUAGAGAGCUGCCAUGCUGGAGAGGGAAAGCUCAGUGGGACUAGAGAUCAUGAGCCAGAUUUUCAGGUCCACAGGUUCCUGGUUUAUUUAAAGGGUUCUUGGUCAUGGCUUUGCUGUUACAGUAAAAUCUCAUAUAUUUGUAUACUUUGCAUUAAAUUUUUUUCUCUAGUAAGCGCUGACUGAUACACCCCAUGAGUAAGAGUGUUUACAUGAAGAGUUUGGAGGCACAGGGUGAGGGGACAGUGGCAAGAAGAAUUGGGCAAAGAUGGAUAUCAGCAGACAUUAAGAGUGGAACAAUGGCUUUGGAGGGGACAAUAGUGAAAGAAAUGUGGGGUUUGUUUGGAAGGAGGGAGUUGAGUUGAGAUAGUCAAACACUGAAUUCCAAAGACAGAAGCAUCACUCUGCACCUGGGUUUCUUUCUUCAGGCCUGUGUGUAACAUCUAGUCUUCUGCUUCAGACCUGUGUUCAGAAGAGGAAGACAGACUGGUCCUCAGAGUCUGAGGAGGAGCUGCAGGAGGACAUACUGGGUCUCUUUGUGGAGUAUGUGGGCUGGAACUGUACUUCCUGCCUCAGUUGCUUGCCCAGGAGAUGCAGGAUUGCUCCUCAGAAUUGGAAUAAGAAAUGAAGAGGAUAGUUAUGAAGGAGGUUCUGACUCAAUCCUGAGGGGUCAAUCCAGACUCUCACCGCAGUCCUCUGGCUACAAAUGGCAGAGGGCGUGGUCACUGGAAUUGAAGGAGGAUGAGAGGGAAGGGAACUGGUGCUUUAAUUUAGCCCUCAGGGAAGACAGAGGCUUCUCCUUCAUAAAAGGUGGAGAGAACGUCUGUCCUUGUUGCAUCAGGAGGCAUAGGAAACACUGGGACAGUUACGGCCUGUGCCUUCGACACACACAGGGGUCCUGGAGAUUUGUGACCUCAAGAGGAAGUUGAAAAUGAAGCAUCUGUCUUCAGUGCUGCCUGAGUACCACAUGGUUUUCACCAGGCUGCUCAGGAAGGAGGCCCUAUCACAGUGCUUUUAACUUGGUUUUUAAGGAACACAAGAGAACUGUGAUUACUUGUUUAAUCCAUGGAAGGGAGCACUCUGAGAUCUCUGAACUGUUUAUUCCUGAAGGAUGCUGGUACCGUGUCCCUCCUCAGAAACAGAUGACAGUGAUGAGUCCUUAAAACAUGUCCCCCAUUGGAAUCACAAAGUUUGGUUCCAAGCCCUGUGACCUGGAGCAAUUGCUGACUUUUCUGAAUGGAAAUCACUGAGGCACUUAAAGGACAACAUGGUCAUAGUCACACAUGAUGUGACCAUUACAAAAGAAAGUGACUUGGAUGCCUGAGAUUGUACAUUUCCAUGCCAUGAGAGAAGACUGAAGUGUGCUCUGAUGUCCUUACUAGGCAGAGUUGCUGCUCCCCAGGGGAUCACUCAGUUACUCCUCUGUGAGUCUCAGGGAUGAGGCCCUGUCACCUGUGCACUAAACAUUCUUCUUCCUUCUCUUCCCAUCUCCCUGACUCUAGAUCCAUCCAGAACUAUCUCCCAGGCAGGUUUGGUUCUGCUCCCUCUUUUCUGGUUUCUAGGGAAAUUUAACACUCAGUACUCUUCACAGAGGAUCCUGUUGUCAAAAGAUUUCUGCCUUGGCCAUGAACUUAAGAGCAUUUGACAAGGUGAGGUCCUUUUCCCUUAAACUGGGCUGUUGAUGCUCAAAGAGGAGCCAUUUGUGAAAACAGAAACACCUCUCACUAUGGGAACCAAGCUUAUUUUUGAAGGCAAGACAAAGGAUGUGAGGGAAGCAAAAUGAAUUAAUUUGUCUGGAGGAAAUGACAAUGACACUAGCGGAGGUAAAUAAUGCAGUUUACUAGGGGAUGGGAAUUGCCAUAGCCACUGCUGUUGAACAGAAGAUGGAACAAUGCUAUUUCGCACCUCACAUCUAAAACCUGAAUAACAGGUGUUCAUCCAUGUGCAGUCAGUUCUGCCACAUCAUCAUAAAAGGUAGUAAUGGUUUUAUUUGGAGCAUGUGGCAUAUGUCGCCCUUGUAAAGGGCCAUGAAACUGCCAAAGGACUCCAGUGGGCAUAUGUGAGUUGGGAACAUAAUUAAAAACAUUGGCGAAGAUGAGACAACUCUAGAGAGUUGAGCUUUAGGGAGAGACAAAUCAACUUUGUCAAAGGCAGUUUUAGCCUCUGAUAUAAGUGCUGUUGGAGAGAUGGGGCCAGGUUCCUUAGAGAAUGUCAAAGACAGGGUGUAAAUCAUGAGUCAGCUUAAGAGCUGGGCAGAACCCAGUAGAGACUGAGCAUCAGUUAGGGUGGCAAGAUGAUCAGCCUGGAUCUGAACAGUUUGGGGCACAAGAUGUGACUUGAAGAAGGUGACCCAAACAUGAAACUGGUGCUAUAGUUUUCAACUUUUCAGGGGCCACAAGUAGGUUUACAUUAUAAAGGGCAUCGACCAAUCUGACAAGUAUCUGGUGCAAAGUGGAUGAGCAUUCAUGUGCUAGGAGAAAACUGCGGUAUUCCAUAGGGCUAUCAGAGGAUUCUAGGUGUACUGCCAUCAUCUGUUCUUAACCGGUUAAGAGCUGCUGUAAGCGUUUCCUGAGUGAGAGGUCAUUGAUCAACCCAAACUGCAUAAUCAGAUAUCCAAGUUAUCUUGGGCACAUCUGUGGGUUCAGAGAAGAGAUCAAGGUCUCUCCUGAAAAUAUCAAAGUGAGUAGUCUAUACCAAAAUGGUCCUUUUUAGGGAUAACUGGAAGAGGUUCUCUCCUUCCCUGUUUGGUUUUCCAAGCCCUUGAGUGGGAAGGAAAUCUUAUUGUCCCAUCUGAUGAGUCACUGAAGAGUUAAGGCUUGCCAAAUAUGCCCCCUGUCCUGUAAUACAUCACAACCCCAUAGAUUGACUGGUAUAGGGGGAGGGUAUAAGGUAAAAAAUGUAACGAAUGGCCUUCUGCAUCCCUCCACGUUAACAAUGUAGCACUUCUACAGGGUGAGAAGCACUGCCUACCCCUUGUAGGUCCCUAGUUGCUACAUUGAAGGGCCAUGCCAUAGGGUAAUGGCAGUGGGUAAUAAGUUAAACAUCUGCACCUGUGUCUAAAAGCCCUUUGAAUGUUUUUCCUUCAAUAAUCAAUUCCAUCUGGAGAUGAUCCUGUUUAAUCUGUUGAACCCAAUAAGCAUCUGAAGACCAGAAACCCUUGGGUCAUCUUUCCUUAUUCAUAGGUUUUCCAAUUUUUUUUUUGUCAAAGAAUUGGGCAAUAUGAGAGUCUGGAGUGACCUGAAUAGUGUUUUGAGUAGUUUGAACCAUAUCAUUGAUUUCCUCUGUAUAAUCAGCAUUAAUGAUGCCAGGAAAAACAUGGAGACAUUUUAAAGUGAGACUGUUGUGGACUAGCAGGAGUCCCACUGCACCUUAAAGCAAAGAUCCAUAGACUCCAAUAUGAAUAGGUUCCCAUUUCAGGAGUUAGCCCACAGCUUUCCUGGAGCUUCCUUUCUGGCUAAACUUACAACAGUUAAAAUCAUUCUGCUGGACAGCUUGCUCUUGAUUCUCGACAUAGAUCUGGCUAAAAGCCACCAACAGUAGCCAUGCCACUGCCUCAACAUUCAACUGCCUUGAAAUUUCUACAAGAUUAAUUAGUCUUCUGCUCUUAAUUUUAGUCUCGGAUAAAGUCUCUGAACAUGAGCAAAAUGCAAACAAACUUUCUGCCAAGGCAUAACACACAUCAUCCGGAGUCCAGCCAAUGAAGUCCUUCUUCCCAGAAGAAACCUCCUGACCAUGAUCUUUACCUGCUGGAUUCUGUCAGUCUCUUGGUCUUCUGAGCUCUGACCAGAAUCUCCAAUACGUAGUUCAGCAUGUCAGGAGACAUUGACAAGAAGAUCGAACAAGCCAUGGAUCCGGCAAAGUCCUAUCUCAUGUUUGUGGUCCACGAGGAGAUGGAGACGCUGAAGGAGCAGAUCCGGGACCUGGAGGAACGAAAUGUCACACUGGAGCAAGAGAACAGCCUGCUGCGUACCAUGGCCAGGCCGGAGCAUUUGGCCCAGAUGCCCUCCUCAGGGCUCCCCCAGCCUAGGCUCCCCACACACAAUGAGCCCUCACCCCCCAGGGCAUGCAGUUAGGAUCUGCCACACCUGUCAGACCUUGUGCCAACAGCUUGUCUCUUCUUUGCCUGCAGCAUCAAUGCUGCUUAGCCCAGGGAUUGGGGGCUCUACUGUGGCCCCUGUGCCCCUCACCCUAUCCUGCUAACCCCAGCCCCCAGGCUUUGAAGAAGGAGGGAGAGCUCAGCAUGGGUGAUGAAUGGAGUCUCUCUCUUUUUUUUUUUUUCUUUUUUCCGAUACCGGGGAUCGAACACACGACCACCUGCUUGCAAGGCAGGUGCUUAUGCCGCUGAGCUAAAUCCCCAGCCCUUUUUUUUGGUAUUUUUUGAGACGGGGUCUCACUAUGCAGUUCAGUUCACUUUGUAGCCCAGGCUGGUCUCAAACUCGCAAUGAUCCUCCCACCUCAGCCUCCUGAGUGCUGGGAUUACAGGCAUGAGCCACCACGUCCAGCUCAGUGAAUGGAGUCUUUUCUGGGUUGACUGAUGCCAGUCCCCCUCCCUCCCUAGUCAUCAGUGUUCUGGGUCCCAGCAGUGGGUGGACGGUUGGAGGCUUCCUGGCAGCCGCUCCCCAACUUUAUUCUCCUGAAAUGUUCCCUCUGCGCUGCCCAGGGGAAGGAAUAUGGACAGCAUCUUAAAGUUCUGGGAUUCUGGUUAUUCUUCAAAUGAUAAUUACAAUUAAAAAAUCUGAAGAAACUUGAAUUUGGAGGUAGGCGUGGUGUGUGCAUGCUGACCUUCGAGGGGUGGCAGGGCAGUUUGAGCCUCUCUGCCCUGGCUGGGCUGCUUCAGUGUGGUAUAGAUGGUGUGACAGGCCAAGAUGUCUGGAGAAAUAAGCAAGACCUGUCAAUUAUCAUACCCAAGGACUGCACUCAAGACCUGGGUGGGUCCUGUCAAUAUCAAGAUACUAGGGUGCAGAACCUCAGGAAUUUCUGUGCUCCCAGGACAUCUGGAGGGUCUAAGAUACAGACAAAGACAAGACUUGCCAUCUGCUUCCUCAUCUCUCAGACCCAUGUAAACCUUUGUUGUUACUUUCUAUCCUUUUCUCUCUCUUUGGCUUAUGUUUGCUCUGCAGAGCUAGUUCUUACCUCUUCACCUCUCAUUUUAAAAUAAACUUUGGCAAUAUU